ACGCCAGGGUCUGCCAGGGACUCUCCGCCGCUCGGCCCGGCCGCUUUGCUCGGGGCGCCCCCUGGAGAGUGACAGCCAUUCAAGUCUUAGGAUCCAUCCUCCCCUCCAGUGAAACGUUCUUCCGGUCUCCUGGGUCUCCAUGGAGACGGCCCUUUAACUACCCCCCCCCCCUUCUUCCACCUGUCACUCCUUGCCCUCCACGUGGCUCGGAGAUCGCGGGAGGCUGCCGGGAAGGUGGAGAUGUGGGGGAAGACAGCCAGGCGGGAAGUGGCUACUGUGAAUUCUGUGUAAAUGGGUGUGAAGAAAAAGAAAGACAUCCAAGUAGCUGCAGUGACUCUGUCUUACCAGGAUCUUGAAACUCUGAGAUCUCUUGCUGAUGUGGAAGGGGAAAAUUUGGCCUCUUUGUUGUUACAGUGUGUACAGCUCACGGAUGGAGUGUCACAAAUCCACUAUAUUAAACAGAUUGUGCCUCUCCUGGAGAAGGUGGAGAAAAAUGGCCUGUGUGACCCUACUGUCCAGAGUUGUUUGGAGAUCUUAGCAGCCAUUUAUUUUUCUUUGAGCCUGAAGAACCCACUGAAGAAAGUAUUGGCGAGCUCCCUAAAUGGCCUACCUGAACUUUUUCUAACUGAGGCUAUACACAGUUUUACUUCUCAUCUUCAAGAAGAAUUGAAUACUACUGACCUGUAUGCCUACAGGAAAGUAAUUGAGAACAUAUCUUCCUGUAUGGAGAAUUUCAGCCUGGGUAGAGCCAGUGUUAAUAAUCUGCUCAGAAAUGUGCUUCACUUUCUGCAGAGGAGCCUCACUGAGAUCCUGGAAGACAACAGAAAAUUUGCUGGAAAUCAUAUUGUUCAAACCCAGUUGAUGAAUGACUUGUUGGUAGGCAUUAGAGUUUCAAUGACAUUAGUGCAGAAAGUACAAAGUUUCCAGGGUGAUCUUUGGAAGGCUUCCAGUUCUCCUAUAUGGCAAAGUAUGUGUCGCUUGCUGAGUAUUUUCACCAAGUUUUUAUGUGAUGAUGACCUCUUACAGACCAUUCAGAGCACAUCUGGAUUAGCUGUCAUCCUUUUUAUUAAGACUAUGUUUCAUCCACCUGAAAAGAUUCCUGAGUUGAUCAGCAGUCUGCUUCUCCGCUCAGGGGACUGCAGCGGCUUCCCUGACUGGCUUGUGAGCAGUUGUCCAAGGCUUUGCUGUGCUCAUGUCCCUGGGUCAGCGCUCUUAUUCCUGUGUCAGGGGACGCUCGCCAUGUUGGACUGGCAGGAUGGGGUCAUGGGCCUGAGUGGAGAGGCCCUGCUCUUGGAUACUGCGCAGGUUUUGUUCACCUUGAGUUCACAGAUUAAGGAGUCAACAUUGGGAAUGUUCCUGGCUAGAAUCUUGGCUUCUUGGACUAAUUCUGCACUGCAUAUCCUUGGAUCAAGCUCCCUAAGCCUAAAGCACAGUCUGAGUGGGAACUCAAGAAUAGCUGGGAGACUUUUAGAAUACGUGUACACCCACUGGGAACAUCCACUGGAUGCUCUAAGACACCAAACCAAAAUCAUAUUUAGAAAUCUUCUCCAAAUACACCGGCUCACUAUAGAAGGGGACGAUGUGAUCACUGAUCCUUUCUUUCUGGACUUGACUAAGAGUGUUCUACGAUUGGAAUGGCAUAUUAAAGGAAAGUACGCAUGCCUUGGGUGUUUGGUAGAGUGCAUAGGGAUCGAACAUAUUUUGACAGUAGAUAAAACUAUCCCAUCUCAAAUCUUAGAAGUGAUGGGGGACCAGUCAUUGGUACCAUAUGCUAGUGACCUCUUGGAAACAAUGUUUAAGAAUCACAAGAUUCAUUUGAAAUCCAAAACCAUCAGCGAUACUUGGAUUGAGCAGUGGCAUGAGACUUGGGUUUCUCCUCUCCUGUGUGUACUGUGUGAAGGAAAUCUGGAUCAGAAAUCUUACGUAAUCGAUUAUUACUUGCCAAAAUUGUUGAAUGACAGCCCUGAAAGCUUACGGUACAUGGUAAAGAUUCUUCAGACAUCUAUUGAUGCUAAAACUGGGUCUUAUAGUAGCAGAGGAGCUCUGGGAGCUUUGAUGGCAUGUCUACGAACAGCCAGAGCUCAUGGACAUCUUCAAUCUGCAACUGAUACUUGGGAAACUGUCGUAUCCAGUGCAAGAAUAAAGCAAGGCUUAAUUCACCAGCACUGCCAAGUACGGAUAGAUACAUUAGGCUUGCUUUGUGAAAGUAAUCGGAGCACAGAAAUUGUUUCCGCGGAAGAAAUGCAGUGGGUUCAGUUCUUUGUCACGUACAAUCUGAACAGCCAGUCCCCAGGAGUGCGGCAGCAGAUUUGUUCUCUUCUGAAAAAGUUGUUUUGUAGGAUACAAGAAAGUUCUCAGGUACUUUAUAAAUUGGAGAAAAGUAAAUCCAAACUGGAGCCAGAGAAUGAGUUAGCCAAAGAUCAGCCCUCUGCUUCUUUGCAGCAGUACAAGAAUUUCAUGUCAUCCAUUUGCAGCAUUCUUUUUGAAGCAUUGUGUCCUGGAUCUUCCUAUUCAACUAGAUUUUCAGCUUUAACCAUUUUGGGGUCAAUAGCUGAUGUUUUUCCUGUUUUAGAAGGCGUAGAGCUGUACCUAGCUGCAUGUGUGAGUACCGCUUCAGAAACCCUGAAGAAAACACUGCAGACAACACCGCCAGUGUGCGCCCAUCAUUGUACACCGCGGCCAAGUGCAGUUUAUCGCAGGAACGCAGCUCGGCAGAUGAGAUUGCAGGGCUGGAGCCGUGCUCCUGAUUUGGGUAAUACCUACACAGUGUACCAGCUGAGUCAUGAUAUUGAUGCUGGUCGUUUCCAAAUACUGAUGGAAUGUUUUACCAGCACUUUUGAAGAAGUGAAAAUGUUGGCAUUUGAUCUUCUGAUGAAGUUGUCAGCCACAGUUGUACAGUUUCAGGAUCCCGAGAAACAGCACAGCGUGUUCCAGGCAGCUCUGGAGCUCAGCACUAGCACGAGGCCGUAUGACUGCGUUACGGCCUCCUACCUGCUGAACUUCUUAAUAUGGCAGGACGCUGUGCCGCCAUGCCUGUCUGCCUCCCCAGCCCAGCAGGUCACGUGUGGAAAUGGAGAUAAGUCUGCUGCCGUGGUGGAAAGGAACACGCUAAUGGUUAUCAAGUGCUUGAUAGAAAACCUUGAGGACGAAAUAUCUCAGGCCGAGAACUCUCUCCUGCAGGCAGCAGCGUCCUUUCCAAUGUAUGGGCGAGUCCACUGCGUGACGGAAGCUUUUCGAAAGUUGCCUCUGAACCACUUGCAGCUGGUGAGUGAGUGGAGAGCUGUGGUGGAGAAACUCCUGUUGCUGUCAUACAGGCUGUCUGCGGUGGUGUCGCCGGUCAUUCAGAGCUCCUCCCCGGAGGGCCUCAUCCCUAUGGACACUGAUUCAGAGUCAGCAAGCCGCUUGCAAGUGAUUCUCAGUGAGAUCCAGCCACGAGACACUAAUGAUUACUUCAACCAGGCCAAAACAGUGAAAGAAUGUGAUGUCUUUGAUUUGGAGGACUUGAGUGCCAGUGUGUCAAGUAUUGAAACUUCUGCAGAAACCAAAAGUAAAGGAGGGAAAACAUGUGAUGUAACUGCUCAGAUGGUCCUGGUAUGUUGUUGGCGAAGUAUGAAGGAAGUCGCCUUACUUCUAGGCACAGUAUGCCAACUUCUACCCAUGCGGUCUGUGCCAGAGUGUUCUGAUGGACUGUUGACGGUGGGGCAGGUAAAAGAAAUAGGAGAUUACUUUAAACAGCACCUUUUACAGUCCAGGCACAGAGGAGCAUUUGAACUGGCUUACACUGGUUUUGUGAAGCUCACUGAAAUACUAAACAGGUGCCCUGACGUGAGUCUGCAAACGCUGCCAGAGCAGUGGCUGCGGAGUGUUUUGGAGGAAGUGAAGUGCAGUGAUCCUUCAUCCAAGCUCUGUGCUACAAGGCGCAGCGCUGGAAUCCCUUUCUACAUACAGGCAUUGUUGGCAUCCGAGCCAAAGAAAGGCAAAAUGGAUUUGUUGAAAUUCACAAUGAAGGAGCUGCUCGCUUUGGCUGCGCCCUCAGAUGACCCCCCAAGUGCAGUCCCUCAGGUUCAUGCCUUAAAUAUCCUCAGAGCCUUGUUUAGAGACACACGUCUGGGAGAGAAUAUUAUCCCCUAUGUUGCUGAUGGAGCUAAAGCUGCAAUUCUGGGCUUCACAUCACCCGUCUGGGCAGUGAGAAAUUCAUCUACACUUCUCUUUAGUUCCUUGAUCACAAGAACUUUUGGAGUUAAAAGGGGAAAGGAUGAACUUUCCAAAACAAACAGAAUGACAGGCAGAGAGUUCUUCUCUCGUUUCCCAGAACUGUAUCCCUUUCUUCUCAGACAGUUGGAAGCUGCGGCCAGUACAGUGGACAGUGAGAUGGAAGGGCCAGAUCGUCACCCAAGCAUGUUCCUCUUGCUUUUGAUAUUGGAGAGACUCUACCCAUCCCCGAUGGAUGGCACAUCUUCUGCGCUCAGCCUGGCACCUUUUGUUCCUUUCAUUAUCAGGUGUGGCCGCUCACCUAUCUACCGCUCUCGCGAAAUGGCAGCUCGCACCUUGGUCCCUUUCCUUAUGAGAGACCAGAUUCCCAGCACCAUCCGAGCUCUGCUGGCCACGCUCCCCAGUAGCACUGACCAGUGUUUCCGGCAGAACCAUAUUCAUGGGACGCUUCUUCAGGUUUUUCAUUUGUUACAAGCCUAUACAGACUCCAAGCACAGAAUGAAUUCAGACUUUCAGCAGGAACUGACUGACAUCACUGUUUGUACCAAAGCCAAACUCUGGCUGGCCAAGAGGCAAAAUCCAUGUUUGGUGACCAGAGCUGUAUACAUUGAUAUCCUCACCCUGUUGACUUCCUGCCUGGACAGACCCACAAAGAGCAAGCCACCAGUCCUGGAGCAUCUUGACUUUUGGGAAGAUGUAAGAGAGCUCAUCACAGAGUCAGAGCUGAUCACAGGGUUCCCCUGGACCUUCAAGGUGCCAGGCCUACCCCAGUACCUGCAGAGUCUCACCAAACUAGCCAUCCCCGAAGUGUGGGCCAUGCUGACCGAGGCCGAGGGUCCCGCGAGCAGCAUUCCAGUCUCCUUCUCCCGGCUUCUGCAGUCUGCCUUUCCGGAGGUGCGCUUGCUAACCCUGGACACCCUGCUGGAAAGGGCAGCAGCCCCUGCGUUGGGCGAGAAGGGGCUGCCUUCCCUGCUGGGAAGUAUGCGAGAGGAGCUCUUGCUGCUGGCAAUGAAGGAGAGCCACCCAGGAUGCUUCUGCAAGGUCUUGAAGAUUCUCCAUUGUAUGGACCCCAGUGAGUGGCUUCCCCAUACAGAACGCUGUGUCCACUUGACUCCAAAGCAGUUCCUGAUCUGGACUAUGGAUAUUGCUUCCAGUGACAGAUCGGAAAUCCAAAGUGUGGCUCUAAGACUUGCCUCCAAAGUGAUUGCCUACCUCGUGCAGACAUGUCAGGAGAGCCAGGACUCCAUAGUCCCCGAGCUGAAGCAGUGGGUCCAGCUGGUCAUCUGGUCCUGUGCAGACCACCUUCCCUCCGAGUCCAGGCUGGCUGUCGCUGAAGUCCUCACCAGUACCACACCACUGUUCCUCACCAAGCCCCGCCCGGUGCUGGAGUUGCAGGACACACUUGCUCUCUGGAAGUGUGUCCUCACCCUCCUGCAGAGUGAGGAGCAAGCUGUCAGAGAUGCAGCCACGGAGACUGUGACAACAGCCAUGUCACAAGCAAAUACUUGCCAGUCAACAGAGUUCGCCUUCUGCCAGGUGGAUGCCUCCAUUGCUCUGGUCCUGGCCUUGGAUGUCCUGUGUGAUUUGCUCCAGCAGUGGGACCAGCUGACGCCAGCACUGCCCAUCCUCCUGGGAUGGCUGCUGAGGGAGGAUGACGGCCUUGAGGACUUGCUCCACAGCACACAUCAGGGGGAAGACGACUAUGUAUUUGAAAAAUCAGAAGUCAAUUUCUGGGCUGAAACCCUGACCUUUGUGAAGCACCUCUCCAGGCACCUCUUCCAGCUCUUCGGAGAGAGCGGCUGGCGGCCCUCUCACCCCGGGGCGCUCAGCCCCCUGCAGAGGACCGCAUCCGAGCAGCGCCGGCUCCUCUCGCAGCUCUCCAGCGAGCUCCCGCUCUCCGCAGAGUUUGUGAAAACGGCCGAGUACACGCGACUGCGCAUUCAGGAGCAAAGGACCGAGGCCGGCCUGCGGCUGCUCGCCCUGCUGGAUGCAAAGGCCAGCGCCCAGGACCCAGUCUCCUAACCGCCCCAAGAAUCCAAGCGGCCUGUUGACCAGAGAAGGCUGCAGCAGUUCCCCACCAAACAAACACGUUGGACAUGCAUGGAAACCUCACACUUGUUGGGAGUGUAGGCCUCUAUCACUCCCUGCGGAGGGCCUUUUCUUCAUUCAUUCAUUCAAGGCAGGCGGGCUUGGGGCUUACUGCAGCUACUGUAGGAAGUGAGGCCAGCCGCGGUGAAUAUUUACUCUGUCCCCAGGUGCAGGCCACCUGCAGGCUUGAGUUAGCCUUGGCAGCCCCAGAGCCCGGUUCUGGAGUGCCCUCGUGCUCUGGUGAUCUGGGGGCCGCACAUAGGAGCCAGAGUUGGCAGACAGCCCAUUUGUUCAGAUUUCUAAAUUUCAUUCCAUUUAGCAAAGCAGAAAUAUGUCCCAAAAGUUGGAUUGUUGGAGAACUAAAUAAGAAUCAACCUCAUGCAAAUAUUUCGGUUUAAUUCAUGUGUCCGUAACUUCAGAGUAGAGUACAUCCUACCAGCCCAGCGUGGUGGUGCACGCUUUUAAUCCCAGCACUUGGGAGGCAGAGGUAGGAGGAUCGCAGUGAGUUCAAGGCCACCCUGAGACCACACAGUUAACUCCAGAUCAGUGUGGGCUAGAGAGAGAGAGAGAGAGACCUCAGAAAAACCAAAACAAAACAAGAGUACCUCCUGUCUCUCUAAGAAACACUUUGUAAGUCUAGGAAACCUGAUUUUGCCACCCAGCAUAUACCCUGGCUACUGGAAGGAGCCUGGAGAAAGCAAGCCAGAAAAAAAACGCCUGAUUCAUUUGAUAUCUACACCAUUUGCCAUCCUGUGCUUGGCAGAAGUAACAAGCAGAUUCACAUUUAAUGUGCCAGUAAACACAUUUAUUCAUUUCAGUGACUGAUACCAUCUAAAACCCUAAGUGCUGAUUCUCCCAACCGAGCCGGACUGUUGCUCAAAUAUCCAGCAGGUGGCGCUCUUGCACACAGUUUGCAUUUGAAUUUAAUUAGUUUACCAUUGUGCAUGUAUACUUUUCAGAGUUAAGUGUCGCCCAUAGAUAGUUACAUGAACAUUCAUAGCUUGGAUGGGUCAUAGCUUUGUCCACAGUCAUAUUUCAUCCAGCUUAUCUGAAAGGUCUGUAUCAGGCGAAGCAGUGCAAACUUGCAGGGCCUGUAAAUGUUUAAAUUCUACUCAGGUGAGGACGUGGUCACUUAGAAUUACUGGUUGGGGGGGGGCGGAGACAGGUUAGAGAUGAGAGUUCAACAUGAUAGUUCCUUCCACAGAGAAGCUUAAGAUUUCAAAUGUAGCUGGUCUUUGAGAGAAGAACCACCCGACGCUGUAAAGACGGGGCCGUAAGGGAAAUAUACAGAAGGCACCGCAGGAAGAGGAGGAAAGAAAUCAACUUGGUGUCCAAAGCGACAUCUGAAAGAGAACGGGAAAGUCCCUGGGUAGUUUUUGCAGCAAUUCAGCCCCAAAUGUGGUUUGUGUGAUCUUGAAUCAACUAUCUAGUUAGGCAUCUUAGUAGCCCACACCUGAUAGGAAAGUGCCACCCUAACACUUUUUUGGUUUGUUUUGGUUUUGUUGAGACAAAGCUUAACUAUGUAGAUUUGGCUAGUCGGAAACCAGACUGCUCUCCAGCGAUCCCCCCUUCUGCUCCUGAGGCAUCUGCCUUCCUGUAGUAAACCAGCACAGCCAGAGUGCCUGCUCUAGCCCAGGCCGCCCUCCGACUCACAGCAGUCCUACUUCGCCCCCCAAGUGCUGGGAUUAAAGGUGUGCACCACUA
This is a messenger RNA of Jaculus jaculus (lesser Egyptian jerboa), 8004 nucleotides long. RefSeq names its product THADA armadillo repeat containing (gene Thada). The record is from RefSeq and is a predicted model, not a curated record. Gene Ontology annotation, biological process: tRNA methylation. Gene Ontology annotation, cellular component: cytosol. The coding region runs from base 292 to 6234 and encodes 1980 amino acids. NCBI's taxonomy places the organism in Eukaryota, Metazoa, Chordata, Mammalia, Rodentia, Dipodidae. The transcript has 39 exons.